Malus domestica (apple) is the source of this 730-nucleotide messenger RNA. RefSeq lists its product as uncharacterized. NCBI's taxonomy places the organism in Eukaryota, Viridiplantae, Streptophyta, Magnoliopsida, Rosales, Rosaceae. The record is from RefSeq and is a predicted model, not a curated record.
CAGCCCCACCCACAGACACACACAAUUCGCUUGAAAAAUAGCCCCCUCUCUCAUCUGCCCUAAAAGAUGAGCUCUUCUGAACCGCCCAAGCCUCCCGCUGAUGGGGAGAAAAGAAAAUCAAUAUUCUCAUCAGCUGAAGGGGAAAGCAAAAUUCAAAAACUCUCAAUUUCUUCUGGUGAUGGUGGCAGCUGUAGUGUUCAUCAAGCAGCUAAAGCUAAAGGGAUUGAGGAGGAGGAGGCUGUUGAUGAGAAAACAACUGAGCAUGCUAUUGAUGAGGAACCACCAGAGGAGAGUGCUGAUGAGGAACCACAAGAGGAGGCUGCUUAUGAGGAACCGCCAGAGGAGGCUGCCGAUGAGGAACUGCCGGAGGAGGGCCGCCGAUGAGGAACUGCCGGAGGAGGCCGCCGAUGAGGAACCUGAGGACGAGAUUUCAGACGAGAUGUUGGGCGAUGAUGGAUAUGACGAUUGAGUGAUGAUUUACCCCUUACAAGUUCAUGGUGAAAGUUAAUAUGUUUAAGACUAAAAGUUUAGUUCCGCGUACUUAACUACUACAUAUGCUAGCUACUUAUAUAGUUAAUUAUCCACUCAUAGAGUCAUAGUUAAGUACUCUUGGCCUCUGGUUGGACCAGAUCAGAGAGGUUUAUGGAGUUUCUUUAUGCCACUGAUGAAAUGAAGUCUUUAUGCUACUGAUGAAAUGAAGACCCAGCUUAAUUAAUUAAAUUUUCUUUAA